Dichomitus squalens LYAD-421 SS1 is the source of this 1616-nucleotide messenger RNA. RefSeq lists its product as uncharacterized. The coding region runs from base 461 to 1339 and encodes 292 amino acids. The record is from RefSeq and is a predicted model, not a curated record. NCBI's taxonomy places the organism in Eukaryota, Fungi, Basidiomycota, Agaricomycetes, Polyporales, Polyporaceae. The transcript is spliced from 5 exons.
CUACUGGGCUGGCUUCUUGACUGCUUGUCUGGUAUGAUCUAGUGCUUCUCUGGAAUAACCUCACUGGGACGAGAUUGCCACCUACCUUCGUUGGGUUAUCGCAUAUCGCCGCUGUUCAACGCCUGUAGUGGUUGCACAGAUCUGUCUCUCUCUUGCUCCCCAAUGCUAUCAUGCUCGCUACUCCACCUCUGCUGUUCACAUCCUGCCCAUACAGAUACAGAUGGCUGCUACAGUUCUCGGAUGCAUGCAGUGUGUCGUGACCCUCUCCAUUACACCUGUCCAAGGAUUGCUGUAUAUGCACAUUGCCUGUCUGUCUUUCUGACGUAUCUGUGUUCUUUCCUUGUUACUUGCACUCCAGAUAUCGGGUCUGGGCGGAAAUUUUGGCCUCGCUGCCGCACUCGGGACCUCUGGGGGUUGCUUUUAGGAAGUCUGUUCUUCAUCACGAACCCGCUGCUGUAACAUGAUUCCCUCUACUAUCUGCCGCAACCGGAUACACCGCGUCCAACGCACGGAUAAAUUGCAGUCAUUCGUUACCAUCGCUUCCCGUGCAUCCGCUAUGUCGCCUCUUCCCCUUCAUCAUCGGUACCUUUCCUCUGAAGCGUCCGUCUUCACUACGCUUCUCCCUACCGGAGUUCUCGCCAGGGGCUCUCGUCAUUCGGACACUGAGCCGACAACCACUGUCGUGGUCACCAUCACUGCGACACAACAGUCCACUCUGCCUGGACCCAUACCCGGAACCACCUAUCCUGUCGACGCAAGUUGUAACGCAAUCCCUUCGUCUUCUACUGAGUCUCCCAUCGCCCGAUGUGCCAUGUUAGAAUCAUACCCGUCUCCCACCUCGAUCUCAGAGAAUGGGACAUCUGGCAAUGCGGAUUUCAAAACUGGGCUGGCUGCUGGCGCCGUCAUCGGCGUCCUCAGCAUUAUAGUUGCUACCAUGCUAUAUGUCUUCUACCGGAGACACAAACAAGUCCAGGAAGUGCUGAACCCCCGCAGCCACAACGUUAGAGCGACUCGAUUCAGCAUGGAGCCCCGCUCACGAAUCACUCCCUAUGACUUGGAGAUGAUCACCGAAGCAAACCUGUCAAGAAAACCAGGUGUAGUCCCGGAGGGAGGCCAGUUCCUGUGGUCGUCUGUCCUGGGGAGGUCUGAUGGUCCUCAGCGCGACCCGGACGACUCUAUUAUCCUCCCUCCCAGCUAUUCCGACGUCGAACAGGAAGUCCUACUUCAGGCUCCACAGCCAGUAUUGAGAAAAGCGGCGUCGGCCUUGGACCUUAGUGGCAGGCGCAGGCGCAGUCGCAGUCGCAAUUCGAGAACCGACAGGAGAGCUACGAUAUGCUAACUGGGGUCGAUGAGGACGGUCAUUUGUCGACGCAAAGCGGCAGCGCUAUUGCACGUGGCGUCAACUACUAUUUACUAGAUCCCAUUUUCCUGUAGAUCAGGAUGCCAUACUCAACGCCGUAUAAUCCUGGCCCUUCGCAGCCUCAAAUUGUCUUUGGAGUCAUCUGCGUUCCUCACAUCACUGUAUCCAUAAUACUCAUUCGCGUACGCUCACUACUCCUUCAUAUCGAGGAGGCCCCGAUUAGGCAAGGCCUUAAGGACUGAGACGUAGGCUGCAG